AUGGCAGAAGGAUGCGAUGAUGCUUCUGAGGAGUGUCUGUCAGGCAAUGGUAGCAAUUACAGAGGAUCUGUUUCCAAAACAGUUAAUGGCCACCAGUGUCUUAAUUGGAACAGGUUCCCAAACCCCUGGGGGGCCAAAUCUGGAAUCGGGAAUCAUAGAUACUGCAGGAAUCCUGACCAAAGCUUCAGGCCAUGGUGUCGCAUUAAAAGAGGAAGGAGAAUCGUCAGAGAAGUCUGUUACAUUCCUAAGUGUUCCACAACUGUAAAGCCUCCUGUUGCUGUAGAUACAGAACUGACAUGCGGUGAGAAGUCUGAGAAAAGGAUGCACAAGAUCAUAGGUGGUUCGUUUGUAGCAGCGCGGUCGCAGCCGUGGUUUGCUGCCAUUUUUCGUCACAAGUUCCUUUGCGGUGGCUCUCUCAUUGCCCCGUGCUGGGUGCUCACAGCUGCACAUUGCUUUGAUGGUCAAGAAAUCAACCUCCGACGUCUGACUGUGUUCCUUGGGAAGAGCACCAUCAAUGAAACAGAUGCUGUCAAUGAGCAGAAAUUCACAGUGGAGAAACUGAUUCUUCACCAAGCAUACAAUGGGAUAGACGGCGAGAACUACAACAAUGACAUAGCUCUGUUGAAGAUUAAAAGCAGCGAUGGCAGAUGCGCCGUGCGAUCAGAAUCUGUUCGGACCGUUUGUCUUCCGCCACCUCACAUUCGACUUCCUGAUGGUUCUCAGUGCAUCAUCACAGGAUUUGGCAAGGAAAAUAACAAUACAGGGGGGCCGCUACACUCUCAGUUCUUGAAGGAGGCCCGUGUGAAUCUCCUCUCUCAGACUCGCUGCAAAAAGUACUCAGAGUACGCAGGUAUUCUCACAGACAACAUGUUCUGUGCCGCGGUACCCGACUGGAGUGUGGAUGCAUGCGAGGGCGACUCUGGUGGGCCACUAGUGUGUGAGGCGUCUGGUCGGCUGUUUCAAUUUGGUAUCGUGAGCUGGGGCAUCGGCUGCGCUCAGGAGAACAAUCCUGGGGUUUACACGCAACUCACCAACUACAACAAAUGGAUUGCAAAGAACACAGGACUACCGCAGUAUACAAAUGGAAUCAUGUACACCCCAAAAUGA
Messenger RNA from Nerophis lumbriciformis (worm pipefish), 1107 nucleotides. The record is from RefSeq and is a predicted model, not a curated record. NCBI's taxonomy places the organism in Eukaryota, Metazoa, Chordata, Actinopteri, Syngnathiformes, Syngnathidae.